Aspergillus piperis CBS 112811 is the source of this 864-nucleotide messenger RNA. Its product is annotated as isopenicillin N synthase family dioxygenase. The record is from RefSeq and is a predicted model, not a curated record. Gene Ontology annotation, molecular function: dioxygenase activity. The transcript has a single exon. The annotation marks the transcript as partial. Lineage: Eukaryota; Fungi; Ascomycota; Eurotiomycetes; Eurotiales; Aspergillaceae.
AUUCCUCCUUCCGUUGUCUCCGGUGUAUUUGGCUCUUCAGGUCGCUUCUUCGGUCGAUCGCAGGAUCAAAAAGAUAGUCUGUGCUGGACUACCCCACAGUCGAACCGUGGAUACGUCAAGACUGGGCAAGAGAAGCUAAGCACGGUCGAUGACGUGGAGGGGGUCUCUCGAACCACUCCCGACCUGAAGGAGACAAUGGAAAUCGGUCGGGAAGGUGUGGAUGGCUUUCCUAAUCGGUGGCCCGACCACAUCGAUGAUGAAGGGAAAGACUUUAAGCAAGUGAUGUUGUCGUUCUUUGACAUGUGCAAGUCGCUCCACACGGAGGUCAUGCGGGCUAUUGCACUGGGCAUGAACUUGCCAGAGCACUUCUUUGAUGCCUAUGUGGAUGCGGGCGACAAUAACCUUCGCCUGCUGCAUUAUCCUUCCGUGCCUAAGGAGGUCUUCAAGCAAAAUCCGGGACAAGUUCGAGCCGGUGAACAUAGCGAUUAUGGCUCUAUCACGCUUCUCUUUCAAGAUAGCCGCGGGGGACUGCAAGUUCGUAGUCCCAAGGGCACGUUUGUGGAUGUGACCCCCAUCGCCGACACCGUGGUUAUUAAUGCUGGCGAUUUGCUGGCUCGCUGGUCCAACGACAUCAUCAAAAGUACGCGACACCGAGUUGUCGAGCCGCCGACAGCAGUCGGGGAGGAAGAGAACGAUUCGGUUGUUUACCCUGAUCGCUACAGCAUUGCAUACUUCUGCAACCCCAACAUGAACCAAUUUAUUGAGGCUAUUCCUGGAACCUUCGAAGAGGAGACACGUCCUGCAAAGUAUCCUGGAAUAACCACGGGCGAUUAUCUGGUGCAACGACUUACAGCAACCAUAUAA